Lachancea dasiensis is the source of this 1458-nucleotide messenger RNA. NCBI's taxonomy places the organism in Eukaryota, Fungi, Ascomycota, Saccharomycetes, Saccharomycetales, Saccharomycetaceae. The record is from the annotation of a GenBank genome assembly.
AUGGACAGCAAACAAGGCUACGAGUCAUCCAUCCGUCAAGAAGUAUCGGCUGAGAUCGGAGAACAGAUUACAAUCGAGGACUACUAUAUUGACGUUAAAGAAGAAAAUGCUCUAGUAAGAAAAUUAGACAGGCGUUUGCUGCCCAUGCUUGCCUUCAUGUACUUUUUGUCGUCAUUGGAUCGUUCCAACAUCGGGAAUGCAUACACUUCGGGAAUGAAAGAAGAUCUGUCGCUUACAUCUCGUCAGUAUUCCAACUCAGUAUCGGUUUUUUAUUCGACCUAUCUGGCUGCUGAGCUUCCUGCUGUCUGGUUACUGAGAAUUGCUAAACCUCGUUAUUACAUGUCCGGGCUGGUACUCGCAUGGUCUCUCAUAACUCUGUUUAGUGGAUUUGUGCAAAACUACAAAUCUUUACUGGCCACCAGAAUUAUUUUAGGUGCUUUCGAAGGAGGCUUUUUCCCGGCCAUGACGCUGCUUAUCACAAUGACUUAUAAGCCUGAAGAGCAGGCAAAAAGAAUUGCAUUUUUCUUUGGGUCUUCUGCUUUGUCAGGUGCAUUCGGUGGGCUCAUCGCUACUGGUCUGGCUUCUGUGGAGAAUGUUGGUGGUCUCGAGGGCUGGAGGUGGCUUUACAUCAUUGAAGGAUUGAUCUCUGUUGGGGCCUCGAUUUGGCUAUUUUUUGGCUUGCCUAGCGACCUAGAGCAUAUGGCAUUCCUUAAUGAUAAAGAGCAAGCAACAAUGAAACUCAGAUCAAAGCAGCGCGUGCAGUAUAUGGGUUCUAAUCCUGCAUUUAGCUGGAAUCAGGUUUUUUUAGCUCUCAAGGAUUUCAAGACUUAUUUUGCCUUUACCAUUCAAUUUUGUCAGGACACCAUUCUUUAUGGCUUUAGCACUUUCUUGACCGCAAUUUUAAAGCUGGGCUUAGGAUAUGGCUCGAGAAAAGCCCAAUACAUGAGUGUUCCAGUGUACAUUCUUGCCGCAAUCGUAUUCAUGAUUUCAGCAUAUUUGAGUGAUCGCUUCCAGAUCAGGGGCCCGAUAUUUUUCAUGUAUAACCUGUUGGGUGCUGCUGGGUAUAUUAUUUUGCUCUCUGUUAAAAAUGAUUCUGUCAAGUACUUUGCGUGCUAUCUGAUAACCUUCUCGUUGUAUACAGGAACAGGGCUCAAUAUUACUUGGCUGACCAACAAUGUUGCACCUCAUUACAAAAGAGCGACAGCCCUAGGCCUUAACCAAACGCUAGGCAACUUGUCAGGGGCUAUUGUGGGUCAGGUUUAUACAAAGUCUCCCUAUACCUUUGGUAAUUCGUUCUCUCUUGGAUGCAUCGUGCUUUCAAAUCUUUUAACGGCACUUCAAAUGGUCUGGUUGAUUAAGCUUAACAGAGAUAAAGCUGCCAUUAUGGAUGGUACCAAAAAAGACACUAUGAAAGAGAGGAUAGGAGACGAAGCCUUAGAUUUUAAAUACUGCUUGUAG